Molecule: messenger RNA, 1089 nt
Organism: Hibiscus syriacus
Lineage: Eukaryota; Viridiplantae; Streptophyta; Magnoliopsida; Malvales; Malvaceae
Product: golgin candidate 3-like
Exons: 7
Coding region: 1-1089 (362 amino acids)
Biological process (GO): endoplasmic reticulum to Golgi vesicle-mediated transport; Golgi organization
Cellular component (GO): Golgi apparatus
Molecular function (GO): small GTPase binding
Source: RefSeq, a predicted model, not a curated record
AUGGAGCUAUCGCUGCAGAAAUUGGAGAAAGAUUUGAGAGAAACACGCCGUGAAAGGGACACAGCUUUUCAAGAAUUGACUCGUCUGAAGCAGCAUUUGUUAGAAAAGGUUGCAGGUCCCUUAACAUUUUAUGGAAUUUCUGGUGAAAAUUUUGCCUUAUACAUCUUCAAGUUGCUUAUGUAUUAUGGCCUUUCCCAAAGGGAUUCUGAAGAAUCAGUAAAAAUGGAUGAAGAUAGAAAAAUAAUAGAGCAACUUCGUGAAAGCAAUGAAUAUCAAAGAGCUCAUAUUGCACAUUUGGAGGAACUUAAGCUGAUGAACACCAAUGAAAUUCAGAAGUCAAAGGAAAUUAUUGAUAAAAAGAAUAAGCAACUUGAUGGCUGUGCCAGAGCCAUACUUACAAAAAAUGCUGAGAUACUGAAUCUUGAAACUGCCCUUGGCCAGUACUAUGCUGAAAUUGAAGCUAAGGAACAUUUGGAGCGAGAUUUGGGUCUGGCAACACAAGAGUCAGCUAGACUUACAGGUCUUCUGAAAGAUGCAGAUGAACGUGCAGAAUUGUCAAACAAGGAAAAGGAAGAAAUUCUAGCAAAGCUUUCGCAAACCGAAAGAAUGGUUGCAGAAGGGCAAACCAGAGUUAAAAAGCUUGAGGAAGAUAAUGGAAAACUAAGGCGUGCUCUCGAGCAGAGCGGGACAAGGCUUAACACAAUGUCUGUGGACUCUGAUCAUCUUGUUGACAGGUUACACUUUCUACAUGCGUAUUGUGAUCAAACUACUCGUGACCUUCUUCCAGAGAAACCACAGCAAAGAGGUAUAAUGGUUCAAGUUUUGGAUCUUAUGGUUCGGAUGCUUGGGUUCUCGGAUGAAGACAAGCAGAGGAUAGGUGUUGCUCAACAUGAUGCUGGAAAAGGUGUUGUUCGGGGUGUUUUGAGUCUACCUGGUCGUUUGGUUGGUGGCAUUUUUGGUGCAAGUUCGGCUGAUGUACAUGCAAAUAUAGGCCCCGAUAACCAGAUCAGUGGGUUGAUUUUCUGCUCAAGGAAAGCGAAGAAAGAGAAAAGAGGGAAUCAGCAGAAGAUGCUAGUAGAUCCAGCUUAA